AUGCCAGCAAGAUUCUCAUUCAUCGAGCAGUACCGCACUAUGGCCAAGGAUCUGGAAAAGCAAUCUUGCGAAGACUUCUUAAGCUUCGACCAAGAGGUUCCACAGUCUAGAAACUUCUUAGACGAUUCAGAAAUUAAAUCAGAAGUCAAACCGGCAAUAAAGCUUGAAGCUGUAGAUGGUGGUAUUGACAUGUACAACAUUAUGGAUUGCAUGGAAAACAGCAGCACAGAUGCAGCCUACAACAGCAACCAAAACUACCACAGGUUUCUAGACAAUUUUAAGAGUUCUUACAGUCCAGCUGUGGGAGACCAAAGUCGACCAGCCACUGCUCCGUUGACUCUACCAUCAUCAGCGGCAACGGCAAGAACAUCGGGACUAUCGUUGAUAGCUUCCACAGCAUCGCCGUUGAUGUCAUCUACAGCACUGCUAUCUCUAACACCAUUCUCCUCUACCACUUCCGCCUUAACACUGUCACCAAUGACCUCAACGUACACUACAACCAAAACUAGCACAUACGUAACUGAGCUGGCUGGAAGUGGCUGCACUGUUGUGUCUAAUACAGAUUUCCUCUUCGACUCCCCCAACACAUUGUCUCCCUUUGAUGGUCGCGAUGAGAACCUUGAGUACACAAACCUGGACAAACCAAUGGAGCCAUUGAACGAUGACUAUUCACCAUUCUCCAUGAUGAACAAGCAAGGAACAGUCCUAGAAGAGUCGGACUGUGUCCCACUAGAAGCCGUAUUCAUCAUGACAGAUACCAUCCAGAGUGACUGCAAUAAUCUCAAUGUUCCUUAUGAUCCCAUGAUAUGGAGCCCUGAACAUGUGAAAAGGUGGGUUUCUUGGGUGUGUCACAGAAAUCAAGUUUCAGAUGUCUCGCACCACUUGUGUCACUAUGAUGGACGCGCUCUGUGUUCACUCACACGUGACUAUCUUUCACGGACAUUUCACGAAGCCGGCAUUAAGAUCUCAAAUGAGUUGGACCUGUUGAAAGCAGCCUACAGCUGUUUUUCCAAUCAGAGUCAAGAGGAUUUCCUAAGCUCCCAACAUCUUUACGAACCAUUCAUGGAGAACCCCCAGACCUUUAGCUUUGACUCCUGUGUCUCCCCAGCACCCAGUUUGAGCAGCAGCACACACGACAGCAGUUCCAGCACAGUUUCUACACAUUCCGAUCACAGUGAUGAUGAGAGUGGCUAUGGUUCACAAAAAUCUUCCUAUUCCAACACGACCAAGAUUGGAGAAGCUGGUGACCACAACAGAAUUGUAGCUAAAGUUUCAACUGGACGUGGACAUAAGCAGACCAUUCACUUGUGGCAGUUUCUGAAAGAACUGCUACUUUCAAAAGAGAAUAACUACAGCGAGUGCAUCCGCUGGCAGGACCGCAAAGCUGGAAUCUUUAAAAUUGAGGACUCUAAGAAAGUUGCUAGUCUGUGGGGUGCAAGGAAGAACCGUCCAGCCAUGAAUUAUGAUAAGCUAAGUCGCUCUGUGAGGCAGUACUAUAAGAAAGGUAUCAUUAAGAAAACAGAACAAUCCAAGCGUUUAGUGUACCAGUUCUGCCCUGGUUAUUUGUGA
Molecule: messenger RNA, 1569 nt
Organism: Candidula unifasciata
Lineage: Eukaryota; Metazoa; Mollusca; Gastropoda; Stylommatophora; Geomitridae
Source: the annotation of a GenBank genome assembly